Oncorhynchus tshawytscha (Chinook salmon) is the source of this 1500-nucleotide messenger RNA. Its product is annotated as adhesion G protein-coupled receptor L1. Gene Ontology annotation, molecular function: carbohydrate binding. Lineage: Eukaryota; Metazoa; Chordata; Actinopteri; Salmoniformes; Salmonidae. The record is from RefSeq and is a predicted model, not a curated record. The coding region runs from base 1018 to 1500 and encodes 160 amino acids. Gene Ontology annotation, biological process: signal transduction. The transcript has 5 exons.
GCCACGACCAUAAACCCGAACACGUAGUCUAGGAUACGUAGUCUGCAAAUAAAUGAAUAACAAGAUGAGAAUCACACGUCUGAAAUAACGUUUAUGUUUCUGCGUGCGCGGUGGCGCCUGUCUAUAGGGACCAAACGUCGACUAGGGAAUCUAAUUAUCGCCUCGAGGACUUCACCUGAAAUAUAGACUUCUCGGUGGAGAUUUCGAGAUUUUAAUAAACAACAUAUGCGCGACGCUGAAUGCUACGCGGUGAACAGCCAGAUGCGCGCCUCGCCUGCCAGUCUGUCAUCACAGGCAACGACAUAUGACAUUUGCAUCACAGGAAAGAUGAACUAGCUAAACUUGCUUGCUUUUGUGGGGAAAAAAUGCCAUUGUGUUUGGUUAUUGAAAUAUGAGCUAAACGCUCUGCAGAACUAUUAGUCGUUAUUUUGUAGCCGCAUGAUAGCCUUUCAAUUUAACAUAAAUUAUCCAACAUCCAUCUUUCAAUAAAUAAUCUUAGCCUACCCGUUGACAUCGCUGAGGAAGUUCGCCUCAGCUGUGGGGCACCAUAAAUCUAUGAAUAUUCGCACACAAUCAUUUUGAAUUUUUAGGUCAUUCAUACAAAAUGUGCGAGAAUAGACUACUUGAAUGUUCUUGAGUGCGUAGAAGUCCUCUGUGGGCUACCAGCGACAGACAUUUCGACAUAGGCUACUGACAGAGGAGACAGAACGACUGCUAUUUUCUACGUGGCAUGAGUCGGUAAAGGAACCUUUGAUAUUUGUGUUUUGGUUCCAGGUUUGAUAUAUCUGCAUUGAGAGUCAACAAUUGUGGAUAGCCUAUAAUGGAAUUUCUUAACCACCGACAUUAGAACCGCAUCGGUCCUUCAACACAAGAAGGACCAAGAAAUGACAAACGACGGAUAACCAGAGGAGAAGGGGACCGUGAAAAGAGGGGAAAGGAAGAAUGAAUGAGAUAUACUGAGCAACGAAGGAAGGAGAUUGGAGGAAUCAAGAGGUGUUAGUGGGAGGAGCUUUCUCCAUGACCCUGUGCCUGCUGACCACACCCAGAUUCUCCCUAACCCCGCCCUCCAGCAUGGCGCUGUCACUCUGGCUGCUGUGUACCUGUGCUGUCACCUCCCUGCUCAUCGCCCCCUCUGCUCAAGCUCUGAGUCGGUCAGCGAUGCCCUUCGGCCUGAUGCGUAGAGAGCUGGCGUGCGAGGGAUACCCCAUCGAGCUGCGCUGCCCUGGCAGUGAUGUCAUCAUGAUUGAGACGGCCAACUACGGCCGCACAGACGACAAGAUCUGUGACGCUGACCCCUUCCAAAUGGAGAACGUGCAGUGUUACCUGCCUGACGCCUUCAAGAUCAUGUCACAGAGGUGUAAUAACCGUACCCAGUGUGUGGUGGUGGCAGGGUCCGAUGUGUUCCCAGACCCCUGCCCAGGGACCUACAAGUACCUGGAGAUACAGUACGAGUGUGUCCCCUACAGUGAGUACCCAGACCCCCAUCUCCCACACCCCUGA